Pelagomonas calceolata is the source of this 1444-nucleotide messenger RNA. The record is from the annotation of a GenBank genome assembly. NCBI's taxonomy places the organism in Eukaryota, Pelagophyceae, Pelagomonadales, Pelagomonadaceae.
GCUGCUGCUGCUGCUGCAACUGGUGCAGUUUUGUGCGCGUACGCGCGUGUACGACUAUUGGCUACUACCGAGCGUCAUCAACUCGACGUCCACGGGCGUUUGAGCCUCGAACGCUCAAGAAAUGCUAUGAAUUAGGCGAGAGUGCCGACGGAGAGCAGCUCUCUAAGCUAGCGGCACGUAAGACACUAGCAACAGCGAAAAAGCAUUAGCGACCAACGCGACCCUCAUACGCCUCACCCGACCAAAAUGAUCCUCACAACCUGCGCCGCCUGCGCCGCCCCACUGGCCCACAACGCGCCGCGAUGCGUGAGGUGCCAUGUGAGAUACUGUGAUGCCACUUGCCAACAUGACCACUGGCGCCGCGGCCACAAGCAGAUGUGCAAGAAAAUACACCGCGGCGGCAACGCGGAGCAAUACCACGCCGACAAAAAAUACAAGGAGGCCGUCGCGGUCGCGGUCGAGGCAUGCGCCGACGACACCAAGGGCCAGACGUGCUACAUCUGCACGCAGGCCCUCCACUGGAAGACCAAGGAAGGUCUCGUGCGAGGGUGUGCGUGCCGUGGAACGGCUGGCUUCGCUCAUGUGUCGUGUUUGGCGGAGCAGGCGAAGAUUUUGUUCGCGGAGGCCGAGGAGAACAAUUUGAGCGACAAGGUUAAGACUGAGAGGUUCGAGCGGUGGUACGCGUGUAGCCUGUGCGAGCAAGAGUACCACGGCGUCGUGCGAUGCGCGCUCGGGUGGGCCUGCUGGAAGACGUACGUUGGCCGGCCGGAGACGGACGAGAUUCGGGGCGUGGCGAUGAACGUGCUUGGGAACGGUUUAAUUUCUGCAAAACAUUAUGAGGACGCGCUGACCGUGCAAGAGGCCGAGUUGUCGAUGCUGCGGCGCGUUGGCGCGCCAGAACACUCGAUUCUCGUGGCGCAGACAAAUCUUUCAACCACGUAUGCUAGGAUUGGGAGGCAUGAACAGGCCUUGCAGAUGAGUCGAGAUGUAUAUUCGGGAGAGUUGAAACUCUAUGGCGAGGAACAUGGAAGGACCGUCGUAGCAGCCUGCAACUACGCCACGUCCCUUGUUGGUCUAGAGCGCUUCGAAGAAGCCAAGUCAUUGCUGCGCAAAAUGAUCCCCGUGGCGCAACGCAUUCUCGGGGAUAGUCAUGAUCACACACUCUCGAUGCGGUCGAUUUACGCGAAUGCUCUCUACCAGGACACCUGCGCCACGCUAGACGAUCUCAGCGAGGCCGUGACGACGUUCGAGGAUACGGCACGGAUCGCGCGGCGCGUGCUCGGUGGCGCGCAUCCGUCCACAGUGAACAUGGAGCGGGCCCUGCAACACGCGCGAGCCGCCCUCCGCGCCCGCGACACGCCGCAGCCGUCGUCGCUUUCGGAGCGUGUGUAAUGGUAGCUAUCCGCGGAAACUAAAGCAAAAACUACAGCCAUGCGGCUGGCCC